UUCACCGCCUUCCGGGGCCGGGCCGGCGAGGCCGGGCGCUGUGAUGCUGCUGCCGCGGGCGGCGGGCGCGGCGCGGGGCUUGGGCGGAGGUCGGUCGGCGGCGCCGCUGUCCGCGCUGUCGCAGGUGCUGCAGCUGGACCAGAGCCGCCGCACCGCCAUCGUGUUCCCGCUGCAGAAGGUGACGCGCUACCUGGCUCCCGGCGUCGACACGGAGUCGUUCCGCCUCUUCCAGCCCGACCUGGCCGCCCUGCAGCGAGCUGAAGUGUUCUUCAGGUCCGGUCGCGACCACACCAUCGACUACGUGAGCUCCGCUGUCCGCAUGGACCAUGUCCCGCCGUUGACUCUGCCCGAGGUGUGCUUCAUUGGCCGAAGCAACGUGGGGAAAUCAUCUUUAAUCCGGGCCUUGUUUUCACUGUCUCCAGAAGUGGAGGUCAGAGUGUCAAAAACUCCGGGCCACACCAAGAAGAUGAAUUUCUUCAAAGUAGGGAAGUACUUUACUCUGGUGGAUAUGCCAGGGUAUGGCUACCGUGCCCCGCAAGACUUUGUGGAGAUGGUGGAGGCCUAUCUGCAGGAACGGCACAACUUGAAGAGGACUUUUCUAUUAGUUGAUGGUGUGGUAGGACUCCAGAAAACAGAUCAUAUUGGACUAGAGAUGCUGGAAGAGUUUGGGAUUCCUUACGUGAUGGUGUUAACAAAAAUUGACCGAGCUUCCAAGGGACUGUUGUUAAAGAACGUACUGGAGAUCCAGCAGUUUGUAAAGGAGAACACUAAGGGAUGCUUUCCUCAGCUCUUCCUGGUCAGUUCUUUAGAGUUUUCGGGGGUUCACUUGCUAAGAUGUUUUGUAGCCCAUGUAACUGGAAACCUAUCUACCGUGGAAACCAGCUGAAAACACUGGCUUCUGAUCAGCUCAGCUCAUCCAGAACAAAAGGUGCCACGUGACAGCACGCGCUGCUUGUGUGCAUUGAGCUGUCCCUCUUCCAGGAGGAUGAAGGAAAGGACACGUCUUUAACAGCAUCUGUUUUUUGAUCACUGUUGGCUUGAAAUUGAAUGGAAUAAAUGACUGACACCUAGGGGAACUCUCUCCUUAUUUUAUCAUCUGUUGGUGCUGCAUCUGCCCUCUGUUUUAAGUCCAGCGUGAAGUUCUGCAGCUGCCAGAGAUGAGACACGUUGUCUGUUAUCUGCAUCUGUUCUACCCUGACAGCUGAAGCACAAUACUGAUCAUCCCCUGCUCUUCAGGGGGCACUGCAACAGCUGGCAGAACCAUGUCCCACAACAGCAGUGGCACCUGAACCUGUCCAGCUACAAGGCACAGAAUCAGACAAAAGGACCAACAUCAGUAGCAGCAGUUGUACAGGAGAACUUAGCUCAAAGCUAGUAAGUGCCUAUGUCCAGCUCUGCCACUUGGCCCUGUCAUGGCUUACCAUUGCCAAUUGGAGAUAUGAAGUUGACAAAAUUACUUACAUUAAGGGAUUAAACCUCAAGAAAGGGCAGUUCUUUUGUAACCCACACUAAAGGUGAGAAGGUGAUGUUUCUACUGCUCUCUUAAUUAUGGAACUUCUUGUAACUCUCAGACUAGACAUGAGGUAAGGUCCAUUUUCAGCCUAUAUGUUAGAAGUAGGGGACAUGAAGAAUGCAGAAGUAGAUAUCUUAGCAGAGAUCAAAUCUAUAAUUCUCUUCAUAUUUUACCACUAAUCCCAUAACAGUCCAGCACAAACCAGCCCAUGGGAUGCUUGAUCCUAGAGGAAAGUACAGCAGUAUCUAGACGGAUGGAAGAGACACAAGUGAACACCUCAGGAAUAAUCUGUUCUUGGUGUCUUAAAACCAGGAUCUUCCAAAAGCAUCAGUCUUUCCAAGGCUGUAAUUUUGAAAGCCACAGCCUUGGCUGAAGAGCCUCAGAAAAUAAGCCUGUAUAUGUAGAAAAGUGCUGUUCUGUUUUCAGUCCCUCUUUGGAACAAAACCCCUUAUAGUGCUAAGAACUCUGUUAUUAACCACUGAAAUACAUUAAGUAUGUCUGGUGAAACCAUUUGUAUAAAAAGUUCUUUGAAAUGUCA
Colius striatus (speckled mousebird) is the source of this 2051-nucleotide messenger RNA. It is a transcript of the gene GTPBP8, whose product is annotated as GTP binding protein 8 (putative). The record is from RefSeq and is a predicted model, not a curated record. Gene Ontology annotation, molecular function: GTP binding. The transcript has 7 exons. The coding region runs from base 44 to 886 and encodes 280 amino acids. Gene Ontology annotation, cellular component: mitochondrion. NCBI's taxonomy places the organism in Eukaryota, Metazoa, Chordata, Aves, Coliiformes, Coliidae.